AUGACCGGUGCUGCCCCCUCGGGGACGAACGCGAGCGAGUCUCCGGCGAAACGAAAGUCCGUCCGCAGUCCGACGGCGAAGGGCGAGGAGAGAAACAAGCGAGCGUCCGAGCGGCGCACGCCCGUCGUCGCCGCGACGAUGCCCAAGAAGACGGACGCGGGGUCGCGGGGUCGGUCGCGACUGGACAGUGGCUCCAUCGAGUGGCAGCGAGUGGCGGGCAGCCUGGAGGAGCUGAUAGAUUGGGUGCGGCUGCGGCAGCUGACGCUCAACCACGAGAAACCUGUGAAGGGAGACGGGGAAGCCGUGGAACAGCAGGUCACCACGCACAAGGCGAUCAUGCAAGUUGCUCGAAGAGAAGCGCCCCCUGGUGACGCAAACCCUCGCCACCGGGCGGCGCUGCGUCGACGACCUCGGCUCGUUCUCCCGUCGCCGCGGCGACGAUGA
Molecule: messenger RNA, 444 nt
Organism: Priapulus caudatus
Lineage: Eukaryota; Metazoa; Priapulida; Priapulimorpha; Priapulimorphida; Priapulidae
Exons: 3
Coding region: 1-444 (147 amino acids)
Source: RefSeq, a predicted model, not a curated record